AUGUCAUUCGUGUUCGUCACGAUGGUUGUUCAAAUGGUAUUUUUAUUUUUAUUAGUUGUUCCAUUACCAUUUGUAAUUCGUUCACAAAUUGUUGAACUUACUUUUAAAUUACAAAAAUCACAAAAUUUCAAAGUAUUUCUAACUUUUGCAUUGGUACUUAUGGGUUUACAAUUCUUUGAUUGUUUACAAAAAUUGGAUAAAUAUAAACAUACUACAAGUAAUCCAUUAUAUCCAGGUACUAAUUAUGAUCAAUUGGCUUCAAAAUUUUAUGCUCAAAGAAAUUUAUAUUUAAGUGGGGCUAUAUUAUAUUUACAAAUGUCAAUUUCAACAGUAAUUACAAUUGUUAGAAAAUUGGUACUUAAAGAAAGAGAAAUUAGAAAUUUUGGUAAAAAUGUUGAUAUAUCAGAAGAAAUUGUUAAAUUAAAGCAAUUAAUUGAAUUAAAACAAAAAGAUAUUGAUACAAUGAAAAAGCAAAUUGGUGGAAUUCAAACUGCUUAUAAUCAAUUGAAUAUAGAUGAAAGAACAAAUAAACAUGAUUAA
This is a messenger RNA of Insectozyma verbasci, 540 nucleotides long. The record is from the annotation of a GenBank genome assembly. NCBI's taxonomy places the organism in Eukaryota, Fungi, Ascomycota, Pichiomycetes, Serinales, Debaryomycetaceae.